UGGCGCUUUUAUUUUGAAAGGGUUUGGACAGGAAGUGCAACUGUCCCAGCGGUGAACAGAAGCCGAGUGAACCGCAGCAUAACGUUUCCUGAACGAGAGGUAUUUUACAUCAGCUGGUAAGACAUAAAUUGCUCUUAAUUAUUACAAAUAUAAGAGUCUGUAGCGGUUUUAUAGAAAUAACCCUCUCCAGCUUGUUUUUAGAGCGUAAAAACUUAUCAGUAACGGUGACAUCUACCUGCGCAGCUAGCGUUAUCUGAUUCAUGCCGUUAGCUGGUGUCGGAGGCUGAGGUUGUUUUACUCUUUAGUAUCAUAUAAGGCCUUUUAAUAUUUAAUGUGUGUAGUAGCAGUAGUUAUAUUGCAGUUUAAGGCAAUAUUAACGAUCUAAUGUGGCCACGCGAGCAGCGAAUACCUGCAAAGCAAAUAUGACUAAAGCAUUACUACAUUUGCAUCGUGUCGCUCGUUUGACAUAAGAGUUUAUUUCUUCCCAUUUUCUUGCCUGAUCCUACAGUUUCCUUGGAUAAAUCUGAGCGCAAACCCUGUGUCCCGUGUUCCCUCAGACUUCUCGCUGAUUAAGGGAGGGCGGUGAUACCAUGUGGUAGUCACAUGAACGUCAAGGAUGAGGCAUAAACAACAAGGGGGAGCCGCUGCACACUGUCUGCUAUAGGAAGGGGGGGUCCUGCUGCUUGUAUAGGCCCCUGCACAUGCAGCCCCCUGUGUGCCCCCUCUACUGAAUAUAUGCAAUGAGCAACAGCACCACUCAGCCCCCUGUCAUUUUCAAUGGGGAUGUGGCAGUCGGCUAUGUGUUGGUGCCAUUUUUCCUCAUCACCAUCAUUGGGAUAGCUGCAGCUGUGGUGAGUUUUCUGUAAAAACCAAAGUGAUAGAAAUAACAGAACAGAAACUCCUACUUACACACUAAUGAUACUCUUUAUUUUCUCUGUUUCAGGUCAUGUACAUCCGGAAGAAGAGAAGGUGAGAGUUUCGCUUCGUGUCACAAUGCUUUUGCAACAAACUUUACAUUUCCUCCUAUGUGUUUUAUUGUGAAUCAUUAAAGGGAUAUUCCGGCGUAAAAUUAGUUUAGGGUUAAACACACCGUAACACCGAGUUAGACACCCCUCGAGAGAUGAAUGUUGGAGACCGCUUGCUUCUCUAGUUAUACCAACUUUAGUAACAACCGCAGGAUAGCAAUACAGAGAGCCACACGCUCAACCAAAACGCCACUCUAUAACCACAAAUAAUGCUCAGAAAAGCACCUAACUUCAUCAACAGUACAUAUAGGGUCCCAGCCACAGCACUAGCCACCAAACAUCUUUUUGACUUUGUCUGAUUUCUUUAGCAAAGAGACUAAACACAACUCACCUACUCUCUUCCAGCGGGUGCUUGUUUGUAGCGAGACCUAGGGUCUGUCCAUUACGGACUGCUGCGGGGUGACGCAGCUCAAGGAAGAACAUUUUUAUCAUUUCCUUGAAGUAAUAAUCACCAUAUUAAUCAUUUUGCACUGCAGACGCAGUAGUUCAUCUGUCUUAGCGUCUCAGUCUGAUUGCAUUUCCAUGAAGAAAUGAUCAUGAAUGUUCUUCCUUGAGCUGCGUCACCCCGCUGUAGUCUGUAAUGGACUGGUCCGAGGUCUCGCUACAAACAAACGGCUGCUGGAAGAGAGUAGGUGAGUUGUGUUUUUUUCCUCUUUUUUUUUUCCUCUUUGCUAAAGAAAUUAGGCAAAGUUAAAAAGGUGUUUGGUUGCUAGUGCUGUGGCUAGGACCCUCUAUAUAGAGUGGAAUUUGGUUGAGGUUUGUUUAUGGCUCCUCAGACCGUUGUGUAUUGCUAUUGUGCGGUCGUUACUAAAGUUGGUAUAACUAGAGAAGCAAGCGGUCAGCAACAUUCAUCUCUUGAGGGGGUGUCUAACUCGGUGUUUGACCCUUAAUUUUACGCCGGAAUAUCCCUUUAACUGAAUGUUUGUCCCUGUUUGUGUUUUGUCUCUAAAGAGUUGACAGACUGCGGCAUCAGCUGUUGCCAGUUUACACGUAUGAUCCUUCAGAGGAGCUAAACGAAGCUGAGCAAGAGAUCUUAUGGAGAGAAGAGGACACACGGGUAUGCUUCACCGUUAAUUCGCUCCCCAAAGCGCCCUUUUAUUCGUAGGACACUUUCCCUGCAAGUGGGUCAAGUUGUCAUUGUGGAAUUGAAUUGAAUUAGCAAGAUCACAAGUUGGCUAAAAAAAAAAAAAGAAGAUGUGCCGGUUGGCCUGGUGGUUUAAGCAAGAGCCCUCACCUUCGACUUGAAACCUCUGCUGCAUGUCAUCCACAACCAUCUACUUGUCAUGUUUCCUCUCUUUCCUCUGCUAAACAAUGCAUGAUGAUAAAAAGGCAGAAAAACUAACUUUAAAAAGUUAUAAAAGUUAUAAUGUCUCCUUCAGGGACAUUUGCAUUCUUUGUAAAUAAAGAGAUUUGGAUUAAAUACUGGAUUAAAACAGAAAAACCGACCACAUUUUCCUUGAAAAGCGUGUUUUUGCUUCCACAGCAUAGUUUCUAAAGUGUGGUUUUGUUCUGUUAUGUCAUUCACUCUAGCUGCUCUGCACUUCCUCAAUUGUUCAUUUACUUCCUUCCUAAGAAGUACAGUAUAGUAAAAGUAAGGUUAUUGUUGUACAAGGGUUAAACUGCAUGUUUUGUAUGCAUGCCUUGAUUCUCUUGUUAAAGCUGUCAUUUGUUCAUAACUCACAUUCUUCUUUUGCUGCUUCAAUCUUUUUGCAGAUCAAUGUCAAAGUUAAGUUUAGGAUUGUUUUUAACAUCUUUUUAAAUGUAAAAUUAGGUCGAUCAGAAGUUUAAAAGUAUAACCCAAGCUGUCAUGCCUUUCUCUCAAGCUCUGUGUGUCACAGUUUAAUAAUAUCUCAUAAUGUAGGUACAAUAAAGUGAUGGUCUUGUUUGAUUUGAGUUAGAAACAUGCACUGAGCAUUGUUGAACACUAGGUGGCAGUGUUAUCUGUGGGCUAAAUUGGCCAUCAAGUUCGACUACAGGGUUGUAAAACUGGAAAAUUGAGAAGACAAAUAGAUCAACAGCUUUUUAAUCCUUGACAGAUCACAUUCAUCUAAAUCAAAGAUCAUCACUCUCACUUUUUUGGAUUAUCUUAACUAUUAAAGGAAACCCCUUAAUACAAACAUGAAUACUGUUUUUUUCUUAUUAAGCUUAUUAAAAAUAUCUGUAGAUCGAGGGAUGUGCCAGAUUUAACAGCUAAUUCUAUCUUGUGUUUGCAGGUCGUUCAAAGUUGGGCCAGAAGUUAUCAACAGAGACGCCCUCUUCUGACCAAAGAUGUCAAUGCAUGAUGGUACUAAACCAUGGCAUCGAACAUUUAUCACUGCAGAGACAUCCUACAGUCGUUUUUCGAAGUCAUGCACAACACUGUGUUGUUUUCUCUGUCAGAAACUCCGGUUCUCUGUAAACGGUUUUGUCUUUUCCAUUACAUGUACAGACAGAGCGACUGUUAAUUUGUGCGGUUCGAUGCCAAAUCUGUGUGCCUAACAGAUACAGUAUCUUCAGUGUAUUUAUUUUGACAUUAUUUAUUUGAUUUUUGUACGGAGAUAUCCAGAGUCAAAACUAAAAAUUACAAAGAUGGACUCUCUUUAUUUAAAGAUGCGGGUUUAAUGCAUGGCGGUGUCAUGAAAAACACGCAGGAGGUAAUUAUGUUGCAUUGAGCUGCAGCAGGCAUUUGUACAGACUUGACUGAAGGGGUGUGCCCACAGCAGGGUAGAGUUUGACUGUUCCACACUUUAGAAAUAAUCAUUACUUCUGCUGUGUGAAUUUUUGGCUGGAUAUCGUGUGUUUGUGUUCAUGUUUGCAGUGCGUUUAAAAAAACAAAUGACUCCUGAUCUAUUUUUCUUCAACAGCCACACCUGUUGGCGUGAAAGACUUUAACAAAGCUUUUAAAACAAUGGAGAGAAAGUUUUAUAUUGUUAAAGGUAGAAAUCACUGUUCAAGUUAGGUACAUUUAGAGUUUCAAAGUUUCAUUUUGAGUCUGAAGUUUUAAACUUUUGGUUUUAAUUUCCUCUCAGACUUUAACAAGCUGCGCCACAAUCCAGAUCUCUUUGUGGUUUUGCCAAAUCCUGUGACUCUCAUCAAUGGCAUGAAGAGUCAGAUAUGGAAGUAAAUAACACCACACUCCUCUCAUCCUCCGAAUGAGUCGUGACUAGUGCUCAAAAAAUGUCCUGUCUACAAGGCAUGGCACCAGCAGAUUUACCUCCAGCCUGAGAGGAAUGCCAUAGGUCUGACUGUAUCAAGCACUCAGGAAACACUGCAUUUUUAGUUCUUCAUGAAUUGUAACCUUCCUAAACCUUAGUUUGCCUUGCAAUUGUGAAUGUAAGUCAAAUACAAUAGAACUGUUAAUGAAGGGGAACAUGUAUCAUAUUGGCUGGGAUUAUGCAUUUGUGGCUUAUAGUGUCUGAACUUGAAUUCAAGCUUCACGAGUCUUUGGGUGGAUCUCUCUGGGAUAUGACAAAGUCUUUAUCCUCUCACAGGUUUUAAUUGUCCAAGCACUGUCAUUUUUGGAUUAUAAAAUUGGGUUGUCAUCCCUGAAACUGUUGAGGAAUCCACUCACACGUGACUUGUAUGCACUGGUCUGAACACUGGUGGACUUUUUUUCUUGAGAUUCUCCCAAUUUGGACUGCUGCACCGAGAAAAGUCAAAGACCCACUGAUGAAAAUGAAAUAAAUGAAGCAGCACUGAUUUUCUGUCGGGUUGUUUUUGCUUGAGGAACAUAAGAGGGUGAUAAAAAUGUAAAUAAAGAGAUAUUGCUUUGCUUUA
Xyrichtys novacula (pearly razorfish) is the source of this 4781-nucleotide messenger RNA. Lineage: Eukaryota; Metazoa; Chordata; Actinopteri; Labriformes; Labridae. The record is from the annotation of a GenBank genome assembly.